Molecule: messenger RNA, 2268 nt
Organism: Moneuplotes crassus
Lineage: Eukaryota; Ciliophora; Spirotrichea; Euplotida; Euplotidae
Source: the annotation of a GenBank genome assembly
UCUCCACUGUACCCCCCUAAAACCUCUAACCCUCUUAUAGAUUUUCACCAUAAGACAGAACGCUUAUACUCUAGAAGACUCUAAACUACUAGAAUUUGUAGAAGGGGUCAAGACAGAGGGCAAGGGAGAAGAGGUGCUGAAGAUGUUGGUGAUGGAUGAAGUGGGGUAUGGGGGAUAUGAUGUGGACAGAUGUGAAGAGGUGUAUGCAGAGAUGGGAGAGGGGAUGGUGAUGGUGUAUUUGUUUAAGAUAUUUGAGGAAGAAGGGAAUUUGCAGAGGUCGAAGGAGAUUUUUGAUGCUGUGUUUUUGCAGAAGGAUUCUGAGGAGAAUAGGUUUGUGAAGAUUAGUAUUUUGGGGAAUCUAAGGGCGGAUAAUGUUGAUGUGUAUGAGGAUGGGUGUCAGAGUGUGGUUUCGCAGAUUGAUUCUUUAGCAGAGUCUCAAGAGUUUUCGAAGGAAGAAACUCUUGAGAUAGAAUACCUUAAGCUCAAGCUUGUGGCUGAAUACAAGAGCGUGUAUGAUACUAAAGAAGGUAUUUGCUCAAUGGUAGACUUAACUGAAUUUGCUUUAAAUUCUGAGAAUCCUUACUAUAUUCUCAAUGCUUGUAAGCUAUUACCAAAGUUCAUUAAUGAUAACACUGAGAGAGUAAAAGAUCUCAUCAAACAGAUAAAGGAGGUCCUUUCAAAACUAAUACCUGAUUUGAAAAUAGAUGAGCAUGUUAAGUUUUAUCAUGCACAAGUUCUAGAUAUCCUUCUUCUGCUUCAAGAAGACAAACCUCUGGAAAUUGUAAAGAAGAUUAUGCCACUCUUAAAGCUAAUUAAUGAUUCAAAAAUGGACUUUAGUAAAGAGAUCAAGUUCAAGAUUACCCUAAACACGUACCUAUUCUCAAGCAAUCCUAUGGGAGCCAACAGUGAGGAGAUAAUGAAGAUAAAGAACUCAUUUCUGAAUUAUUUGAAGUAUUUAGACACAGAGAAAGCCUAUAUGAUCCAUUAUAUUGGUGUUGACAUCUUUAAUAUCCUGGAACAAGUCUUUGGACUUGUGGGUGUCUCAUUUGACUCUAGUAAGAAAUUUGAUCUGGAGAAAUUUUACCGAGACUAUGGUAAAACAUAUGUCUUCUUCAUUUCUCAUCUCGAGGUUUGUCAAGGAGAUCAAUUUGAAGAAAUCUUUCCAAGAGCAAUUGAAUAUGCUCAAGAAGCAGGAUUUGAAGAGUACCAUUCAUAUACUCUUUCAUUAAAAUUACAAAAGCUUACAUUUGAACUUGGAAAAUGUAGCCACGAGAUGUUGGAGCCAAUGGCUCAGGAAAUAAUAAAACACGUUGAAUCUUUUAAAAAGGUUCCAAAACUUUCAAAAGCUAUUGUAGAGAGAUGCCAACAAAGUUACGGAGUACUUGUAAAUCUACUAUCUCUUAUGAAUAAACUUGAGCAAUGGAGUAAAUAUGCUUACGAAUAUCUAACCUUCUCGUUAGAAAUAGGCGCAAUUCUCCCAGAUAUGCCUUCUCUUCUAAAUAAAUUGAUGAUUCAUUUUACAUCAAACCACGAGAUUACUCGAGGAACAAAGCUAGUCCAGAUGUGGGUCAAACAUCACCAUCCUGGACCUGAUGAAAAGCUUACAAUGGAAUUUUACGAAGCUCUAUUGACCUGCCAAAAGUUUUAUCAAAGCAUUGACAACAAAAGAAUGCUCAGACAUUUCUCUCUAAUAACUCAUAAAUGAGCUAUUGACUUAUUUGGAGAAACAUCUUCACAAGUAUUCGAAUCCUUAAUGAACAUUUCUGUCAUAAAUAUUGAGGAAAAACAGUUUGAAGAAGCCUUUAGCUCUUUGCAGCAAUGUGAACAACUCUCGGAGACCCUCUUCAGAUCCUCUACUAAUCCUAAGACUCCAGCUAUUCUUGGCUUGAUGGCAAGAGCCAAGUAUGAAUCAGGUGUCCAAAUUGCACUACAUGCUCCUUCAACCCCCUCUACACCCAACUCAGGACCUCAAGCCUAUAAAAACUGCAUUAAAGAAGCAAAAGAGGUUCUAGAAAGAGCUCUUGAGGCAGAAGAGAAGGUCAAUUCGAAGACUUCACAGUAUUACAAAGAGCUUUUCUCAUUCAAAGAGAAGAUUUGUGGAAAGCAGGAUAAAUCACAAAGAAAGGGACUCAAAAAAGACAACCCAAAGAAGCAAACAUUGUUAGAAAGAUAUUUGCCUAAUAAUCCUCUCCAAGUGGGAAUAAUCCUAGCCACUAUUUCCGUAAUAGGAGGCACAAUUUACCUGGCAAAAAGAAGAAAAGAUUAGUA